CGCGAGAAUUUAAACGUCGUUAUGAAAGAUUGGCGAGUAGGAUCUGCUCCUGCUGCGAUUUAAAUGAUUAAUUCAAGGUAUUGACUAGGAUUGCAUUGUUGCAGUCACCAUGUCGGACAACAUUCUUGUGGCCGUGCGAGUAAGACCACUCAUUACAAGAGAGGUGUCUGAUGCAUCAGCCAUCCAAUGGCAAACGGGCACAGACAACACAAUCACCCAAAUUGACCCAGCGACACAAAAGGCUCUGUGUGCUCCUUAUACAUUUGAUCGAGUCUAUAGCUCAGACUACAGCAAUGCAGACAUAUAUUUUAAAGUGGCAGAACCCAUUGUGGAGUCUGCUCUGGCUGGAUUCAAUGGAACCAUUUUUGCCUAUGGACAAACUUCAUCAGGAAAAACCUUCACCAUGAUGGGAAACCGUGACCUCCCCGGCAUCAUUCCAAUGGCAAUCCAAAACAUUUUUAAUUCCAUUGAGAAUACACCUGACCGGGAGUAUUUAAUCAGGGUCUCAUACAUGGAAAUCUACAAUGAGAACAUCACAGAUUUGCUUGCCUCUCGCGAAUCUCGUGGCAAGAGCUUGAGUGUAAGAGAAGAUAUUUCAGGCAAUGUAUAUGUUGCUGACUUGAAGGAAGAGUGUGUAAACUGUGAAGAAAGUUUGUUAGCCUUGAUGAGGAAAGGAGACAAGAAUCGCCAUGUUGGAGUUACAAACAUGAAUGAACGUAGCUCAAGAUCACACACCAUAUUUCGUAUUAUUUUAGAGUCACGAGAACGCACUGAAGGUGAUGGCAGUGAUUCAGCUGUGGUUGUCUCGCAGCUGAAUUUGGUUGAUCUUGCUGGUUCAGAGAAUGCAUCCCAGACUGGAGCCACCGGGGAAAGGCUUAAAGAGGGAGGCUUUAUCAACAGAUCCCUCUUCAUGCUUGGACGGGUCAUUUCACAGUUGAGUGAUGGAGAGCAGUUUGUAAAUUUCCGUGACUCUAAGUUGACGCGAAUCCUACAGCUGUCAUUAGGAGGAAAUGCGAAGACUGCUAUUAUUUGCACAGUUACUCCAGCAGCAGUAGACCAAACACAUUCUACUUUAAGGUUUGCAUCAAGAGCUAAAUCAAUCAAGAAUAAGCCUAUUGUGAAUGAAGUUUUGUCUGAGGCUGCUCUGCUGAAGAGAUAUGCAAAAGAGAUUAAGAAGUUAAAGGAGUCUCUUGAAAAAGAGCGCAAUACUGAUAAAGCACAAGAAGUUGAACAGGUGCGUGAGAUGUUGGAUGAACAGUCCCGCAAGAAUGAAGACCUUCAGGCCAAAGUGACAGAGCUAAAAACUAUGUUAGUAGUAUCUAGCCUUCCAAAGGAAACUGAUAAGAAGAUCAUUGACAAGAAGAAAAGGCUCCGCCGUGAGACAUGGGCAGCCCCAGCAGGAUUAAGAGCCAUGAGGAGGAGUAUAGCUCCACUGAGGAUAGAGCCCCUGCACCUGGAUCACGAGUUUGUGCGGCCGGAAUUGCCACCUUGGAAAGAUAUGGGAACACUUGCUGAAGAGUCAUCCAAUUCAUCCCAAAGCCCGCCACUCAACAGCUCAUCUGCGUCUGAUGGUUUUGGGAGAGAUGACCUUAGUUUCAACAUGGAUAUGGCUGAACAGUCAAAAUUAGGAAAACUGGAGAGCAGCUUCAACACUCCUGAAAUUUUGGGAACAAAGCGGAAGAGAAGGGUCCAGUUUAACUUCAAUCUCCCACCAAGUUUCAUUGAUGCUGAGUGUCAGACUGAAGAGAGUUUGCUUCCCAAAAUAAACCUGCUGCGUUCCCCUUAUCCAAGUACACCAAAGAGAGGUGCAGGUAUCCCUCCUGGCUCACCUGGAACUCCAGCUCAUGUACUGAGAGCAAGAAAUACGGAACUGAAACAAAAAUUGGAGGAGCAGAAUGAGUGGUUGGAGGAGUGGCAGGCAGAACUUAGUGAACUUAAAGACUUUCAGAAAGUAGAACUGGAGUUACUGGAAGAGAGUUUCCAGUUGAAAGUGGCUGAUGGACCUAUUGAUAAUACCAAACUCGAUGCUCAAGCCAAAGAAAUAUCUUCUCUAAAGCAUUCUUUGAAAGACUCCGAAACACUCUUGCUGGAUGCCAAUCGAGCUCUGUGUCAGAGGACACAGGAUUUGGCCAGUUUGCAAGAACAGUAUCAGGAACUCGUGGAGGAAAAUGAAAUAAGGUGUGGAUAUGAGACCGAACUCUUCACACUGAGAGAGGAAAACAAAUUGUUGAAGAAAUCAAUGGAAGAAAAAGAAAGAAGCUUAAAUCAGUUCAAGAAUGAAAAGCAAGACUUUGACAUGAUGAUGGAGUUGGCACUGGAAAAGCAGAAAGGCAAAGAGAGUGACCUAAGGAGGAGUUUGGAGGCUGCUUGGGAAGAGAUAGCUAACCAUGAAAGCACCAAUGUGGAUGCAGUACGAAGAAGGAGCAUGCAUGUUUCUCAACUGGAGAAGGAAGUGGAUGAGCUUCGUGAAAAUCAAGCAGAAGUCCAAGAGCUGAAGUCAAGUAAUGCUGAACUCAAACAACAGCUGGAAGCAUCACAGCAAGAACAACAAGCCACUCAGCAAUUGGUUAAUGAACAAAACUUGAAGCUCCAGGAGAUGAUGAUAUUGGUGGAUAAGCUAAGAGAACUCGAUGAACAAGUUUCUCGCAUUGAAACCUUGGAGAGUGAACUCCUGAGAGUGCAGUCUGAGCUAGAGAGUAAAGAACAGAAGAACCUGCAUCUACAGGAGACUGCCAAUGCACUUCAGAUGCAGCUAGAAGAGCGAGAAUCCCAGGGAACUGCCACAAGGAUUCGUGAACUGGAAGAAGAGAUUGAGAAUUUGCGUGACAGUGCAGUUGGUAAUAAUAUAACCUGUAAGCCACUUCAGCUCCUUAAUGCAACACAAGGAGAUUGCACUACAGUGUCAUCUGAAAUCUCUCGAAAGUUAUCUGAGACUCUACAGGUGUUAGAAGAAUCCAUAAUGCUACCCUCAACUCCUAACAGAGGUUCUGUUAGCUCCAUGGAUGAACCUUUCUUCCAAAUGCAAGACUUCAUUAUCAUCAAACAGCAGUUGCUAGCUUUGCAGGAGUCACUUCUUGCACAAGAGCAGCAACAGCAGUUACAACAACAGAAAUUUGAAGAUCAUAUAAAAGAGGACAUUUUACAUAAACAACUGUAUCAUUCUCAGAUUAUUGCCGAAAUGGAAUCACAGAUCAAUUCAUGGAAAAUGGCAGAGGCACUUUGUGCAGACUAUAUUGCCUAUUCUCAUGCUCCUUUCACACAUACCAGUUCUAAAGUAUAUGCUCAGUCAGUACAUACUCAUGAAUCUUAUGAUGAUAAUGUUGCACAAGAAGUACAUAAGGCAGUUAAAGAAGCUAAAGAGCAGGUACAAGCAGAGUAUGAGGCUAUAUUAAAGGAGGAACGUACUGAGUUUGAGGCUAGAUUGAAGAAAGAAUCUAAAAUGGGAAAGGAUUCAUUACAGGCUGCCACACUUAGUAUUGCUGAUGAAUUAAAGGGUGCAGGCAUGAACAUGACUCUUUGCAAUGAGACCUUUGAAACCUCUAUUCUCAACCUUGAAAGUGAUUCCUCACUGCAGGAAGUACAAAAACUCAAGCAACAAUUAGAUUUACUUAAUAGAGAAAAUAGUGCACUUUUGGAUCAAGUAAAACAGCUAUCAGAAGUUCACGGUAAAAAGAGGGAAGUCCAAAAUUAUUCCAAUGUGCCACAAUCUCUAGCUGAUGAACUUCAUCAAGCAGGUAUGAAUAUGACUAUGAAUAUUUGUGAUGAGAGCUUUGAAACCUCCAUUUUGAAUCUAGGGGCUGACUCAUCCAUUCAGGAAAUCAGUCAGCUGAAGCAUCAGUUGGAGCUGCUUAAUCAAGAAAAUGUUAACCUCACCGAGCAAGUAAAACAAUUAGAACUUCAAAAGUCAGAGUCUCAGAAGGCAAAAGAGCAGGUAGAAAUUGAACUGCAAGGUAUUAUGAAAGAAAAAGAAGUUUUAAAAGCCAGUUUGAAAUCAAUGGAAGAGGAACUAUCAGAUAGCAGGAUAAUAUCGGAGGAAUGCCAUAGUCUCCGCUGGCAGGUUAAUUCUUUGAAACAAGAUAAGUCUGAUCUUGAAGUAGAGUUAAAACUAAUGCAGGAGGAAAAUGAAAAUCUAGAACAGACUAUAAAUGACAGCAUGAAGAAAGUAGACACUAACGAGGAUAAUAUUCCAGAGAAAAUAACAGAUCCUCUUGAGGGAGAGCAUAUAGAUGACAGUCAAGAUCUCCACAAGGCUGAAAAACAGAUGGAGGAUCUUAAAAAUGACAGCAUGAAGAAAGUAGACACUAACGAGGAUAAUAUUCCAGAGAAAAUAACAGAUCCUCUUGAGGGAGAGCAUAUAGAUGACAGUCAAGAUCUCCACAAGGCUGAAAAACAGAUGGAGGAUCUGGAAGAGGAAUUAAAAAGACACACAGCAUCCACAGAAGCAGUAGAAGCAAUAGCAGCACCUCAAAUAGAAAGUGAAGAGCACAUUAUAAAUGAAAGCUGUAAAAUGGAUGAUGCAGACAAAUUGAGUGAAGAUAUGUUUGGUGAUGAAGAUACAGAUCAGAAUGUUAAGGAGACCAGAAACACUGUAGAAGAACUAAGAAAGAAAUUAGAGGAUCAGGCCACAGCAUUGGAAGAAGCUAGGAAAAAGAUUCUUACCUUUGAAGAAACCUGUCAGUUGGAUUCUGGGGAAAUUAUGAGCAUCAAAGAAUUAGUUGAAUCUAACCAAGAGCUGAGGGAAAAAUUACGUGAGAAGUCUGAAGAACUAGAAGAAACAUUUAAGAAAAUGGAAGAACUUCAAUCAGCAGUUGUUUGUGAGGAGUCUAUAGAGCAUCUUAAAAAGGAGCUUACCAUUGCUAAAGAGAAGAUAGUUGUUCUAGAAUGCCAAAUAGAAAAGAAAGAAUCAGAUUUUGACAGUAAGAUUUCAGAAAUUAUAGCAGAAAAGGAUAGUGAAAUGGAAAUGUUCAUCACCAACUUUUCAGAUAAAGAAGAAGCACUAGAGGAGAAACUGAAAGAACUUGAGUCAGCUAACUCCCAUGUUGUAGAAAUGAGAAAAACACUUGCAAGUAAAGAACUAGAGGUUCAGAAUCUUGUUGCUGAAUGUAAUACACUCAAGACUACUUUUAGUGACUUAGAGAAGCAGCUGUUGGAAGAGCAAAAUAAAUCUGAUGAAAUAGCAAGUAAAUAUGAGAUUAUGCAGAAAGAGAAUUCAGACAGUUCUAUAGAGACAGAAAACAGAAUCCAAGAGUUUAAGAACAUUAUUGCUGGUCAUGAAACUGAUCUUGCUGACAAAGCUGAACAACUAGAAGAGAUGAAGAAAUGCAUGGAACAUCAGAAGGAACUUCUGGUGGCAGCAGAGGCAGAAAAGCAAGAAUUCAAAGAGAUAAGUGAAAGGAAAGUGCUUCAAGAAUCACAUAAUGCUUCCAUUAAGAUUGAAACUGAAAAGACUCUUGACAGAGAUGACCAUUCCAUUUUAGGUGACAAACUUGAUGAAUUGAAGCAUCUAAAAGAAGAGUACAGCACAAAGGUCAGAGAACACAAAGAACUGCAGGAUAGCAUGGAAAACCUUAGGAUUGUUCUCUCAAAGAAGGAGAAAGAGUUGGAGACCUUAAACAGUGAACAUGAACAGGAGGUUUCCUCUUACAUUGAAAAUCUAAAUAACAGGGAUGAGAAGAUACAGGAGCUUGAAAGUGUAAUCAGCCAACGUAAUGAGGAGCGCACAAACAUGGUAAUGGCACUUGAAGCUAAGGAUCACAAAGUUCAGCGCCUGACCUCAGAGCUGGAAGAGAGCCAUCAAAGCCUACAAAAUAAAGAAAGGGAAUUCCAGCUUUACCUAGAUUCAGCUGAAUCAGAUAUGUCCAGUAAAGUGAAAGAACUUCAAGCAGAGGUUGAACAUUUAAAUAAACUCCAUAAUGAAUUAUGUGAGGACAGGAAGAAUAUGGCAGAAGCCAUCAAGAGUAAAGAGGAUAUUGUGGAGACUUUGCGGUCUGAGCAAUGUACUUUGAAAAAUGAGCUGGAAACUUUGAAUGAAAAUUUAAUGAUAACUAGAGAGAAGCUGAAGGUUUAUGAAGAUGAGGUAAAUGAGAAGAACAACAUCAUAACAGAGCUGGAAUCUGAACAGGAAAAACUCAAGAAUGAUAUUCUGGCUCUAAAAUCUCAAGAAGAAAAUUCUAAAGGGGAAGAAGUGAAGAAGUUGGUAGGGAUUAUUGAGAAAUAUGAAAAUGAAAUCUCAGAAAAAGAAGAGCGUCUGCAGAGUAUUUCCAAAGUGGUAGAGGUCAAGGACUCUCAUAUCAGUAAUAUUGAGAAAGAGAUUCUGAGCCUACAGAAAAGGAAUGAAGAUAUGUCAGAAGAAUUAGAAGAGUUCAAGGAAGUCAAAGAAAGAUACAGCCAGCUGGAAAAGGAAGUGACAGAGCAUAAAAGGGAUUCACUCACUGUGGCAGAUGGCCUUCGAGAGAAAGUUCUGUUUUUGGAAAAUAGUCUUUCUGAACUAAAUGUAGAUUAUAAGCACAAGGUUGAGAAAUUGGAGGAAGAAAUAUCAUCUCAUCUCUUUGAAAGAGAAAACCUGUAUAAGAAGCUUUCAGAAUCUGAAAUUAAGUUGGAUGAAAUUAAUACUGAACUGAGUGAUGUACAGGAAAAAUUGGCACAGACAACAAAAGCAUUAGAUGAAAAGACUGAGCUAAUAGAUAUGGCAAAAUGCACUGAGGAUCAGUUGAACAGCAAGAUAGAGAAUUUGGAGGAAGACUUGGAAACCUGCAGCAGCUGUCUAACUUCAAAAGAGGUAGAAUUGGAAAAACAAAAGGAGACCAUCUGUCUUUUAGCAGAAGAAAAACUGAAGCUUGAAGACGAAAUUGCAGACCUACGAGCCCAAGGGAAGGCGCUGGAUGACCAGCUGGAGUCAAACAAUACACAGAUUGAAGAGUUGGUGAGGAUAAUUGAGAAAUAUGAAACUGAAACCUCAGAGAAGGACGUACAAAUACAAAAAUACGAGAUGGAUAGAUCAGAGAAAGAAGAACAGUUGCAAAAUCUGGUAACAGAAAUAGAUUGCAAAGAAUCAAGUAUCAAGGAAGCUGAGAAAACAAUACUGUCUCUUCAUGAGAAGAAUCAGGAGAUGCUUGAUAAGCUACUAGAAUUGGAAGGAUUAAGAGAUAAAUACUGUAAACUUGAGAAAGAGCUGGAAGAGCACAAACACAUGAAAACUAGUUUAGAAGAUUUACCUGAGAAACUGAGGAACACUGAAAAAAACCUUGCAAUCCUUCAGGUUGAAUACGAAGAAGAGAUUCAAAGGUAUAAAACAGAAAUUGCUGAAUAUGUGUCACAACAUGAAGAAGUUGUUGAAAAACUUUCUCAGACUGAAGAUGAACUGCAGAACUUCAAGGAGCAGAUUCAGAUACUUAAGAAGGAAUUAUUAGAGAAAGAAAAUGAACUGGAGAUGAAAGAAAAGGAAUGUGCAAGGCUUGAUUCAGAACAUGCAGAUGCAUUUAUACAACUUAGAAGGACAGAAACUGAAGUAAAGAGAUUAAAAGAAGAAAUUAACUUGUACAGAACUGAACAAGAAGAGAAGGGAGACCAAGGACACAGUGCUCAGCAUGAACUCUCCAUCAAGUUGAUGAAUACUGAAGAAGACCUGCAGCACUGUAAAGAACAGCUUCAUAGCCUUCAGAGGGAAUUGAAAGAGAAGGAAGAGUCAUUAAAAGAAAAGGAGUUAGAGUGCACAAGACUUGACUUGGAGAUGGAUGAUAUUGUGCAGCACUUUAAGAAAGAAGGACAGACGAAGGCAGACAUGAUCUCAGACAUGACCAAGGAAUUAACAAAGGUACAAAUUGAACUGACUGAAACAAAGCAGAAACUUACAGAUUCCAUGAUGAUUUGCAAACAGACCACAAAGAAUGAUGGUGAUGCUACAGUAGGAGGAAUUGAUGAAUUACAGAAUCAAAUUACAGAACUGAAAGAAGAACUGAAGUCUAAGGAUGAAGAGUGUAUUCGUUUAAAUGCAGAAAUGGAUGACAUUGUUGAGCAUUAUAAAAAAGAGGGAGCCUCAUAUGGCAGUAUGUAUAAUGAAAUUUCAGACAAGUUGAAAAAGACAGAAAAUGAUUUGUCACUGACUAAAUCAAAACUGAUGGAGUUCUCACGCCAGGAAAAUUCUGUGUCUGGUGAUUCCAGUCUUACAGUGCAAUAUUUGAGAGAACAGCUACAAGAUCAUGAAAAACAGCUAGAGGUGUUAAUGAAGGAAAAGGAAGGUCUGCAAAAGGAAAUAGACACUCUUAAGACUCACAACAAGAAUCUGGAGUAUAUGACUGAGAAAAUGAGUAUUCAGGUAGAAGAAGUAGAGCAAGUGAAGGCUAGUUUACAAGAAGAACUGAAGGUUAGCAGUGACACUGUUGACACUCUCUUAGAACGCCUUGGAGACAUGGACAAAUUCAAACUGGUGUAUGAGGAAGAGAAGGCUGUUCUUGAGAAACAGCUAAAGGACUACCAGCAGAGAGUUGAGAUGCUUAUGGUUUCAGCUAGUGGAACAAAAGAUGCUAUGCAGCAAGUUGAGAUGAUGGAGAAAAUUAAUCAGUUAGAAUGUGACUUACAGGCCAGUCAAAAGAACUUUGAAGAUGUGGCUGAUGAAGUAAACAGGUGGAAGCAGGAGUAUACCAGGCAGUAUGAAGAAUGUGAGGGUCUGAAAGCAAAACUUGUAAAAGCUGAAUUCCUCAUGGAUGAGCAGAAGGAAAAAUAUGAAGAGGAACUUUCCCAGCUUUCAACACGCCUCAAUACUUUAGUGAACAGCUCCUCCAUGACCACACCUGGCCUGAACACUACAGGGAAGAAGAAGAAAACCAGGGCAAGUGACAUGGAAGAGCAGAGAAACCAGUAUAUCUUGCUCUGCUCAGAACGGGAGGAAAAGAUCAAAGAACUGGAGAAAACCUUGGAAAAUCUGAGACGCUCACAGGGAGUUAUCUCGAAUGUUGAGGAAUUCCAACGUGAAUUGGCAUGGAUGAAGGAAAAGAUGGAAGCUGCAGAAAAAGAGCGUGAUUUGCUAAACUCAAACUUUGAUAGCUUGGAGAAAGAUUAUGAGCAACUGCAGAGAGAAAAUGUGCAAGGGGAAAAAAUGGAUGAAGGAUUAAAGCAACCAGGAGAAAUGAAAAUUGAACAAUUAUCAAAUGAAAAAGCAUCUUUAAAGAAUGAUUCUGGGGUGAUGUCAAAGAACUCUUCUGCAAAAGCUAGUCUUCGUGACCGUUUGGUGGUUAUUGAACGUGAGAAUAAUGAACUGAGGUUUAGACUUCGUGCUCUCAAUGCUCCAGCUGAAAAGGAGGUUCAGAACUUGAGAGAGGAGCUGGCUUACAAAAGAAGAUUUGUUUUGUCAAAUGUGUUUAGACAUAGAUUACUCCACAAGUGCUCAGCCACCACAAAAUUCACCCCGCUCCUAAUUUUGCAUUUCCUUAAAUCAAGGAAGGGGGUUAAACAGACUAAUGACUUUUUACUCCAGGUGACCCACCUGAAGGCUGAGUUACGUCGCUUGCAGAAUAACAAAUACAUGGAUUCUACUAUCUGUGAAAUGAAGGGCAGCCAUCACAUUGAGGAAGCAAAAGCUGAACAUUGUGAAGGGGGAAGCUUUGAUUACAGCAGUGGAAGUGGUGUUGUUAUGGAAGUGCAGGUCUUGGGCCUCAAGAACAUGGUUUAUCACUUGGAGAAGGAUAAAAAACAACUGCAGAAUGAGUGUAAGAUCAUGGAACAACAUGUGGAUCAUUACAAGAAAAAGGCUCAGGAAUGGAAAGACACAGCCAUGAAGGAAAAGAAACUGGGGGAAAAAAUAACUAAGGAACUGGAAAGCAAGCGAGCUGAGAUAAAGCAGUACCAGACAGCAAUUGAGGAAAAUCGUAGCAGCAGCGAAAGGCAGAAGUUUGAACUUGGUCAGCACAGGGAAACAAUUGCCAAGCUGGAGAAGGAGAAACAAGAGCAUUUGCAGAAGAUGCAUGCUGAUUCCACUGCAGUCACAAGCAACAUGAGGAGGCAGACUAUAUUAGGACCAGUGAAGGAAGUGACUUCAGACUUCAGUAAAGGUGCAACCAAUUAUGAAGAAGUAAAGAGCAGGAGUGCUUCCCUGGCUCCCAGUUCUACAGGAAGCCAGCUGCAUUUAGGAACUCACAAUGCACCACUGCCCAGUCAGACAAGAAUUGAGCGCCUCCCGGGUGCUAAAAUUCCACCUGCCGAAGCUCAGAAAACUGAUGGCAAAGUUCCAAUGUGGCAGAGUUUAAACAAAGAAAAUAAGGAUUACUCUAAGUACUAUCUCCCAUCUUCCACAAAAAAGAAACAAGAGGAGGAAUGCAAAACACAGUAAUUUCCAUGUUUAAUUACUAAAGUAAGAUGGCUUCUAUAACUGAGGAUAGAGUGAUUUUCUUAGGAAUACCUUUGUAUUAUUUUCUUUAAUAUAAUACAAUUAUCAGCCUGUCUACCACUUGCUAAAGGCAAUCCUUUCUUGAUUAUAAAAUUUAUGUCUAAGAUUAAGAAAAUGUGAAUCAGUAUCAUCAUAAUACUGGUCAUCACCUAGAAUGAAUUUUCAAAUUUUUAAAGACUUAUUUUCUAAGAAAACAUGACAUAUUUUAAGGUUACUAAUUACUUUGAUUGAACUUUUAUUUCCUGCAUUACACUGGAUUUUUUUCUUCAGAGUUGUCUUUUAUUUUCUGCAAUACACUGGAUUUUUUCUUCUUCAGAUUUAUCUUUUAUUAAUUCUUGCGCUUCCUGUACCUCUUUGUACAUACAUUUUGUUUUAUAUU
Molecule: messenger RNA, 10760 nt
Organism: Penaeus vannamei (Pacific white shrimp)
Lineage: Eukaryota; Metazoa; Arthropoda; Malacostraca; Decapoda; Penaeidae
Source: RefSeq, a predicted model, not a curated record